AUUGACACCUGCCUGGACAGUGGACUCUUACAGCACACCUGUUGCUGCCAUGCAUGUCCAGCAGUGACUGCUGCACCCGUGUGCUCUUUCUUGGUCACCGGUAUGUUCGCUGCGGCGACUAAGAACUUUGUGAAGCAGGUGGGAGACACAGGUCGGCUGAUCCCCGUACCGAGCCUGAGUGAGGCUGACCGCUACCAACCCCUCAGCCUGGUCACCAGGAAGAGGAAAAGACACUUCUGGAAGAAAACCAAGUACGCCUCAACCCCCUUCUCCCUGAAAGACAUCCUGGUGGGGGAGAAGGAGAUCACUGCUGGUACAGUCCACUGAGAGGAGGGAUGCAUGUUUAUCAGCAGCUAUUAACGCCCAUGUCAUGCAUUAUAGUGCAUUAUGAAUGGCUCAUAAGGCAUUAUAAUGGGCUUAUAAUGCAUUAUAACUGUCUCUCUCUUUGACAAAGUAAAGCAUGUGUUUCUGCAGAUGUAAAGCUAGUCUCAUACAAUAUCAGAUGUCUUUAACAAUACAUUUUAUUCCAUUCAAACAGGGGUGUCGUCGUACCAGCUCCUGAACUAUGAGGACAAGUCUGACGUGGCCCUGAACGGCAGGUUAGGGAACCACCUGAUGAACGACGUGGGGUUCAACAUCAGUGGUUCAGACUCUGUGGCUGUCAAAGCCUCCUUUGGGAUCGUCACCAAACACGAGGUGGAGGUCCCAACUCUACUCAGGGAACUCAACUCCAGGUACACUGCAGGUGGUGGAAAAUAGCUUAGAUUUUAAUUAAUUGCAUUCUGGUUUUGUUUCUGAUAAGAUAUUACCAAGGGUCAUAUGGUGAUGACAAACAACUAGUACAGUGGGGGAAAAAAGUAUUUGGUCAGCCACCAAUUGUGCAAGUUAUCCCACUUAAAAAGAUGAGAGAGGCCUGUAAUUUUCAUCAUAGGUACACGUCAACUAUGACAGACAAAAUGAGAUUUUUUUUCUCCAGAAAAUCACAUUGUAGGAUUUUUUAUGAAUUUAUUUGCAAAUUAUGGUGGAAAAUAAGUAUUUGGUCAAUAACAAAAGUUUCUCAAUACUUUGUUAUAUACCCUUUGUUGGCAAUGACACAGGUCAAACGUUUUCUGUAAGUCUUCACAAGGUUUUCACACACUGUUGCUGGUAUUUUGGCCCAUUCCUCCAUGCAGAUCUCCUCUAGAGCAGUGAUGUUUUGGGGCUGUCGCUGGGCAACACGGACUUUCAACUCCCUCCAAAGAUUUUCUAUGGGGUUGAGAUCUGGAGACUGGCUAGGCCACUCCAGGACCUUGAAAUGCUUCUUACGAAGCCACUCCUUCGUUGCCCGGGCGGUGUGUUUGGGAUCAUUGUCAUGCUGAAAGACCCAGCCACGUUUCAUCUUCAAUGCCCUUGCUGAUGGAAGGAGGUUUUCACUCAAAAUCUCACGAUACAUGGGCCCAUUCAUUCUUUCCUUUACACGGAUCAGUCGUCCUGGUCACUUUGCAGAAAAACAGCCCCAAAGCAUGAUGUUUCCACCCCCAUGCUUCACAGUAGGUAUGGUGUUCUUUGGAUGCAACUCAGCAUUCUUUGUCCUCCAAACACGACGAGUUGAGUUUUUACCAAAAAGUUAUAUUUUGGUUUCAUCUGACCAUAUGACAUUCUCCCAAUCCUCUUCUGGAUCAUCCAAAUGCACUCUAGCAAACUUCAGACGGGCCUGGACAUGUACUGGCUUAAGCAGGGGGACACAUCUUGCACUGCAGGAUUUGAGUCCCUGGCGGCGUAGUGUGUUACUGAUGGUAGGCUUUGUUACUUUGGUCCCAGCUCUCUGCAGGUCAUUCACUAGGUCCCCCCGUGUGGUUCUGGGAUUUUUGCUCACCGUUCUUGUGAUCAUUUUGACCCCACGGGGUGAGAUCUUGCGUGGAGCCCCAGAUCGAGGGAGAUUAUCAGUGGUCUUGUAUGUCUUCCAUUUCCUAAUAAUUGCUCCCACAGUUGAUUUCUUCAAACCAAGCUGCUUACCUAUUGCAGAUUCAGUCUUCCCAGCCUGGUGCAGGUCUACCAUUUUGUUUCUGGUGUCCUUUGACAGCUCUUUGGUCUUGGCCAUAGUGGAGUUUGGAGUGUGACUGUUUGAGGUUGUGGACAGGUGUCUUUUAUACUGAUAACAAGUUCAAACAGGUGCCAUUAAUACAGGUAACGAGUGGAGGACAGAGGAGCCUCUUAAAGAAGAAGUUACAGGUCUGUGAGAGCCAGAAAUCUUGCUUGUUUGUAGGUGACCAAAUACUUAUUUUCCACCAUAAUUUGCAAAUAAAUUCAUUAAAAAUCCUACAAUGUGAUUUUCUGGAUUUUUUUUCCUCAAUUUGUCUGUCAUAGUUGACGUGUACCUAUGAUGAAAAUUACAGGCCUCUCUCAUCUUUUUAAGUGGGAGAACUUGCACAAUUGGUGGCUGACUAAAUACUUUUUUCCCCCCACUGUAUGUCAGGUUAGUUGACAUAUAACUACAAUGAUUAAAUGUCACUAUUUUAACAUAUCGAGAGCUUGGUUUUUGUCAACAUGUAGUUAUUGACCUAGCCUUGUUUUGUUCAAUGUGCUCUACCUAUACAGUAGUCUAAAGACCUACAUUCAUGUUAAAUUCAAAAGAAUACAAUAUAAAAACUGCUGACACCAUUCAAACCAAUGAGGGUUCGGAACUUUAAAGCCAAUUAUCUCAGAAUCCUCUUUUUGCAGAUAGAACCUUAACAGUCCCAAGCUCUCGAUAUUCUAACGAGACCAUGUUGGUUGUACAUACUGUACAUUACACAUGGACAGUAAAAGUGAGAAGUCUUUCAGACACAGGUUUGUGUACUGCUUUCUUUCCACUGUAGGAAAGUGGAUCUGGAUCACUGUUUGAUUCGUCAGUCCAAAGAAAGUGGGCGGAGCGUUCUCUGCGUUGUCAUGGAGAGCAUCCGCACGACGCGUCAGUGUUCUCUCACUGUCCACGCAGGCAUGAGACGGACGACUAUGAGGGUAAACACACACCUACACACACACAGUACACACACCUACACACCACACACACACACUGUACCGUACACACAGAAACACUGACAUCUGACACUUGUGUAUUAGCAGGUAAUGGUUGAAUGGAUGAAUGCCCUGUCUCACCUAUCUGACUGGUGUUCUACAGUUUCAGAUUGAUGAUGGUCGAAACCCCAAAGGUCGAGACAAGGCCAUAGUGAUCCCAGCUCACACCACCAUCGCAUUUAGCAUCUUUGAACUGUUUGUUCGAUUGGAUGGACGACUUGGUGAGACAUCUACCACACACACACAGACACAAUUAGACUUGACCACCAUUUUGCUCUCUCUCUCUCUCUCUCUCUCUCUCUCUCUCUCUCUCUCUCUCUCUCUCUCUCUCUCUCUCUCUCUCUCUCUCUCUCUCUCUCUCUCUCUCUCUCUCUCUCUCUCUCUCUCUCUGUCUCUGUCUCUCUCUCUCUCUCUCUCUCUCUCUCUGUCUCUCUCUCUCACUCUCUCUCUCUCUCUCUCUUUCUCUCUCUCACACACACACACACUAACAUAGUUCCCCUUCUCCUGAUCAGACAUCUGUGUAAGCCCUGAGUCGUCGGGCGGAUUUGAGAAGGAGCUGAUCAGAGAGCAGCUGGGUGGUUUCAUUGGUCGAUUCUCUAUGGGACGGCUACGCAGGUUCCUGUCUGGGAUUGUGUAUGGAAACCCCUUCAGAGCAGGUGGGAACCUCCUUUAAUAUCUUAACCUUUUACUGCAGUGGGCUAAGUCAGGGUCACAGAGUGUUUCUUGGUAGUCUUAAACAAAUCUACUUUGAAACAAAAGUAUACACCUCACACACAUGGUUAUGGGCUUAAAAAAAGAAGACACCUGUACCAUGUCAGAUAUAGAGUUGAAAUGUAUCCCAAUAUUACACUUUAUAUUCAUCAUAGAAGACUGAAAUAUAACAAAACUGUUUGACAUAUACGAAACAACCGGAUUUUCUGUGUAAAAAAAAAAGAAAUGUUUAUUCAUUAUGAAAUUAUGAAAAAUAUGAAUAACAUAGGUGAUUUGACUGCAGGAAAGGGCUUCACCACCCUCCUGAUCUAAUCAUAGAGAAAAUCAAAAAGACUAGAACAAUCAGAUCUAAUCUUACCAGUAUAAUGCUGUUUAAACAAGGUACAGGUCCAAAAGUGAUCUAAUCUUACCAGUAUAAUGCUGUUUACAGAAGGUACAGGUCCAAAAGUGAUCUAAUCUUACCAGUAUAAUGCUGUUUAAACAAGGUACAGGUCCCAGCGUGUUCUAAUCUUACCAGUAUAAUGCUGUUUAAACAAGGUACAGGUCCCAGCGUGUUCUAAUCUUACCAGUAUAAUGCUGUUUAAACAAGGUACAGGUCCCAGCGUGUUCUAAUCUUACCAGUUUAAUGCUGUUUAAACAAGGUACAGGUUCCAAAGUGCUUAUCAACAAAUGGCCCAGGUGGGUCUAACCCUUAUCCUGGAGAACAAUUAUUAGCUGAAUAUUGUUGAGAACAAUAUACACAUAGGGAUCCUAAUAAAAUACCCCAAAAGAGUAUAAACACAUAUAAAUACAAACCAGUGGAGGCUGGUGGGCGGAGCUAUAGGAGGAUGGGGUCAUUGUAAUGGCUGGAAUGGAAUUAAUUGAACGGAGUCACACGUGAUUUCUAUAUUUUUAUGUGUUUGAUACGUUCCAUUUAUUACAUUACAGCCAUUACAAUGAGACCGUCCUCCUAUAGCUCCUCCCACCAGCCUUCACUGAUAAAAAAUGCUAAUAAAAGCACAGGGUGAUGUAAAGCUAAUGAGUGAAAGCAAAAUAAUCCCUGCACAUUUUCAGAUGUUACAGUGACACUCUUAUCCUCAUCCUUCCUUUCCCCUACUCAAGACGACAGGACGUUUGAGGAGCUCACCCACACCCACUCAGACACCUACAUGGACGACGUAGUGACAGACUACUACGAAAAGGCAGCCAGCAUGACGGACGUCUCCACCACCUACCUGAGAGGGGACUCCCACUCCCGCGUCAACCUCCUCAACCACAACAUCCCCAAGGGCCCCUGUGCCCUGUGUGGCCGGGGCCAGACGCCGAGGGAGACGGUCUACGGCUGUCUGGAGUGCUCCUCCGGCGGGCACAAGUACGUCAGGCUACACGUGGUGCCCUGCUUCGACCUGUGGCACAAGACACUCAGG
Molecule: messenger RNA, 5153 nt
Organism: Coregonus sp. 'balchen'
Lineage: Eukaryota; Metazoa; Chordata; Actinopteri; Salmoniformes; Salmonidae
Source: the annotation of a GenBank genome assembly